Molecule: messenger RNA, 1143 nt
Organism: Cuscuta epithymum
Lineage: Eukaryota; Viridiplantae; Streptophyta; Magnoliopsida; Solanales; Convolvulaceae
Source: the annotation of a GenBank genome assembly
GGAGCACGAUGAAACUGUUUCCCAAAUCACGAACCUAAUAAGCCUCCAUUAUUUGACACUUAUAAGUAAUUAGCGUAAUGACGUACAGAGUACAACAAAGACAUCAAAUUAAACCAUGCAAACUCUUCUAAUCCUUUCUCUUUUGAUCAUAUACUUCAUUUCCAGUUGGGCCGCUGAUGGAACCCAACUUCUAGUUGUGAACAACUGCCAACAGAGCAUAUGGCCUGGAAUUCUCGGAAACGCCGGGCACGAGACACUGGAAAAAGGCGGUUUCCACCUCCCCGUCGGUCACCAGACCAUCAUUAAUCUCCCCGAAAGAUGGUCGGGGAGAUUAUGGCCCAGACACGGCUGUUCCUUCGACAGGAACGGCCAAGGCUCGUGCCAGACUGGGGACUGCUUUGGCAUGCUCCAUUGCUCUGGCACGGGUGGAACGCCACCGGCGACCCUCGUGGAGAUGACAAUGGGAACCCCAACGAAUGAAAAGCACUACUAUGACGUUAGUCUGGUCGACGGGUUCAACGUCCCCGUUUCUAUGAUCCCGGUGGGCGGAGGCAGCGGCUGCGGCGUGGCGGCGUGUGAGAUGGACCUGAACGUUUUGUGCCCGAAGAACUUGUCUGUGGUGUUGCAUGGGAAGGUGGUGGGGUGCAAGAGCGCGUGUUUGGCUACUAAGAAUCCCAAGUAUUGCUGUACAGGGGAAUUUGCAGACAAGAAUGUGUGUAAACCAUCGGUUUUCUCGAAUCUGUUUAAGAAUGUUUGUCCGCGUGCUUAUAGCUAUGCUUAUGAUGAAUCUUCUGGGCUGAAGAACUGCAAAGCGCCGCGGUAUGUGAUUACAUUCUGCCCCCAGAAUUGAAGAAAUGAAGAACAAUUAACAUAUUUGCUUUUUGGGGUUUAAUUUCCUGUUUGGAUAUUUAUGUGAUUGACGUACUUUGAUUUAUCUGAUAUGCCCUGGCCUCAAUAAUAAAAAUUCAGCUCUGGAUUUAUGUUUCUUUUGAUUUAGUUUCAAUUUAAAUUUUUGGGAUCUGGGUGGUUUUUAUCGCUAUGAAUCACAUUAAGUGUGUAAAACAAAAUGUAUUGUUUUGGUGUUGGGCAUGUUUUUAAUUGGACUACUUCCCGUCUCAAACCUCAAUUAACAGUGUUCUAGUC